Letharia columbiana is the source of this 189-nucleotide messenger RNA. RefSeq lists its product as uncharacterized. The record is from RefSeq and is a predicted model, not a curated record. The coding region runs from base 1 to 189 and encodes 62 amino acids. Lineage: Eukaryota; Fungi; Ascomycota; Lecanoromycetes; Lecanorales; Parmeliaceae. The transcript has a single exon.
AUGGCACACCAAUCAUCCCACCAGAAUCUCUGCUUCUUUGACGUCAAUCGGGACCAAAUACGAAGAAUCACUGCUAAGCUAGACAAUACCAUCAUAACAAUACAGAGUGCAGCGAGCCCCGGUCCACGAGACGGUUCUGGCGAUACGGCCAUACUAGCACCUGGUUUGAGAAACGAAAGGAGUGGAUGA